Molecule: messenger RNA, 4831 nt
Organism: Cinara cedri
Lineage: Eukaryota; Metazoa; Arthropoda; Insecta; Hemiptera; Aphididae
Source: the annotation of a GenBank genome assembly
AAGGGACAGACGCCCGGAGCGGUUUUCCAUUGUCUAGCCACGACGUCCCCGCGACAGGCGAACAGUUUUGUUUUAGUUUCGGUCCGCGCGUUUACGGGUGUUUACCGAGUCCGUCUUGUUUACAACGUGUGCAUCCUGGUAAUACUCAUGUCUCUGGAACGUGCCGUCCGCAACAAAGUAAGCCGUUUUUUACCGACGUUUUCAACCGUCUAUUUCGUCGCCGGACACGUCCGGUGUCCGACGGUGAAAUGUAUUCGGCUCGACCGCGCAUUUGUAUUGAAAUCGGACUUUCGCCGAACGCGAAUAUCCGAGAUGGCCGUCACGUUUAAACGGUUGUAAAAUUGUUUACGAAAACCUGUUGUAGAAAAAAACAGUUUUCGCUCUUUACAGGUGUCCGAUCGGAUUUCCGUACAACGAAAUUCCGUUUCUUAAAAUAUUACGUAAAGCCACUACAACACUAAUGCGCAAUUUAAGAUUUUCCUAUACUACGCGUGGAACGUUUUAGGAUUACAAGAUUUCCUCGCUUCUUCGGGACCGGUUUAAAAAUAUUGUUAUUGUUGUUACUGUGGGUUCUGUGUGUUACGAAAAGUAAAUAAAACGAGAACAUAUUUUCUUAUUUUUCAUUUUCGAAAAGUAAUGUUCAAAACAACAAUUAACAGUAUAAGCGUUUUGAGAGCGCGAAAAUAUAAACUGUAUAAUCGAAAUGCCCCCGUAACUUAGCCAAUCGGGUUAAUAUAGUGACGACGGGCGCUUGCGCUGUACAAGACAGUAAAAAUCACUUUGCAUUUAGAUUUUACCGUGUAAAAAUAACAAAUUAUUAUUUUAUUAUUUUCCGAUUAUGACUGUAUAACAAUGUAAAUGUUAUGUAUUUCCGUGCGUAGCUCGCUUCCAAGCGAGACCCCGCCCAAGAGAAGGAAGCCAUGGAAUGGAUCGAAGCCGUGUUGGGCAAGAAAUUCCCUAAGAACGCAUCGUUCGAGGAGUACAUCAAGGACGGUCAAAUCCUAUGCCAGCUCAUCAACAAGAUCAGCCCCGGAAGCAUACCCAAAUACAACACCAGCGGCGGACAGUUCAAAAUGAUGGAAAACAUUAACUUGUAAGUGUACUCGGUUUUUUAAAUUUUCAAAUGAAAACGGGAAAAGCCAUCAAGCUUUUGCGUCAAAGUGGCACGAUAGAUAUAAGGACCUAUUUACGAUGAAACGAUUUAAUGACAUUAUCGACCCGAUUGAAAUUGAUGGUUUUGAAAAAUACUUUUUUCGAUCGUCGACUCAUUUAUAAAUAACGGCACUUACGUUACUUACCCGAAUCGCCAACAAUUUUAAAAUCGGUCGCCGUAUACUCGUACAUUACAGUAACACAGAAACUUUUGUUGCGACAAAGACGACGACGAUCAUCAAUAACGAUUACACUUUGACUAUAUGGGCGACGGGGUGCUGUAAUUCCGCGGUUGUCAUGUGCGGAGAGGAGGUUUAGAUUUAUUCCGUGAUUUUAUUUUCUCUAUUCAUCGAGAUACAUACCGAUUACGUUAUUUAUAGUUUGAAAAACAAUAAGGUUGACGAAAGAAAGAAACGAAAGAAGAUUUUUUUUUUUUUUAAAUAUAUUUACUCGUUUUUAUUUAAAACAUCUCGAUUCUGUUCUCUUCCAACAACAAUAUUUUUCGCCUAUAGAAAAUAUAUAGUGGGUCGUGAUGGUAUAUGUCCCCUUUCUAGAUUUAAAAAACGUAUUAAAAUAAAUUUGAACUUAAAAUACUUAAAAACAACUUUUACAUUCAGUUCAGCGUUUUUGCCAUCGUGUACAAUUCAUGAUUAACCACGUGUUAGAUUUUCAAGCGUUUCAACACAAUUUUAUCCAAAUGAAAACAAAAAAAAAAAAUCUAAUAAAUUUAAAUACCUACGAACAGCUCAAAAAUCGUCAGAAUAUUUUGAACAUUUUUACCGCCGUUAGAAAAGGCAAAUAUAAGUAUAUUGCGAUCACUUCAUGCAUUUACGUUUAUUGUUAAUCGAAUCACAAAAACAAAAAAACCGAAAUCGAAAAUAACGAAACCGUUUGUACCGUGAACUCUCCCCGUUUCCCAUACGUUUUCCUCUGGAUUUUCCACAGUCAAUAAAACGCUACAGGGAAAACCGAGAAACGAUUUCCCCGGUUUCACCGACCAGCUAAAAUCGCGUUUCGGAGAAUACGCUACAAUAUUGAAAACCGGAGUGUGAUAUCUGGUAGAAAAACCGCGUAUCCAAACCGACAGACGGGACAAUAGAAAAACGGCACGUCACCGGCAAUGCUGUAUCGCAUCGCUCGCCGCGCUCGGGAUCCGUAAAACCCCCCCAAUCGCGCCGCGGCGGCCGCGUACGCUUGUACCCCGAAGUAAGACCGCGUCGUUAUUACGCGGUUCGGCGUAUCGCAGCCUAGGAUUUCGGGUUUUCGGCGAACGAUGUUAUAAUAUUUUACCGGCGUCGUCGCACGCGCGCGAUUGCAUGACGCGGGCGCGAUUUUCGCGGUCGAAAUAAUAACUUUCGGGACAGCCACGGCGUAUAACUGUAUACAAGCAUAUUAUUAUUAUUAUUGUAUGCGCUCAGUAUACAAUAUUAUGUACAGUAUAUAACAGUUCGGGAGGCGAUGUACGCGCGUCGUGUCUCGCUAAGUAAAUUUUAACGUUUCGUGUUCUUGGCGGGCGGCGGCGGCGGAAACUUUUACAUCGCCAUUGUCGAAAGUUGCAGAAACUUUUGGGCGGGUCGAUGGGAAAUUAUGUGUAUAUACGUAUAUAUAGGUAAGUAUGCACGAAAGUUUUUCGGCUCAUAAAUCAUAUAUGAGGGCGUAUAUGAGAACAUAAGGCGAGUAAAAAGUACGCGUGUGUAUAUAUAUAUAUAUAUAUAUAUUUAUAUAUACGUACGGAAGUUUCACGCGAUAUAGGUGCUGCAGACGCAAAGUUUGAUGCGUAAAAAUUAGAACUACGUAUAUAUAUAUAUAUAUAUAUAUUGUCAAGCGCGGUGACGUCAAGACGGGAUUGAGUAAUAACAACAACAACAAUAAUACAUUAUGAUAUAAAAGUUAUUGACAUUAUAAUCCGCGGAACGGCGUACUCUCCGAUAUCACACAAAACAUUGCGUUCGGUACAAGUAUCUUAGACACGAUUGUAUCCUAGUAUCCUAGUAUGUAGUAACACUCGUUUCGAAGUGUCUCGCCCAUUCCGGCUUAUGUCCAACGGUUUUAACAAGAACAAUAUGUUGUACGGGUGUCGUAUAUUAGGUAUUUAGGCGUUAAAUGUAUAGUGUCGGGUUUGGGAUUUGGGCAAUUUUUAUGUUAGACACGAUAGACGGGAGACGUGCGUAUAUUGCGGAAUAAUUGUUUUUUUUUUACGAUAAAUUGUCGCAGUUUGUAUUACGCGCUAUUUCACUGCGGAAGUUGACACGUCGAUUUUGAGAAAAAAAGUCGAUUUUGCUACUGUUCGCCCUUUAUUUUUGUUUGGCAUUUAUAUGUAUACGCCACUCGUUAUCCGCCCCGGCAAUAAUAUUACCGGGCGUUGUACGCGUGCAAACAUUUUAUUUACGCGUAAUAUUAUAAUGUUACGUUUUUGUGCAUUACUUUUUACAGGUUCCAAAAGGCCAUCAAAGCGUACGGAGUGGCCGACAUAGACGUUUUCCAGACUAUCGACCUGUGGGAAUGCAAAGAUUUCGCUCAGGUGGUGACGACCUUGUUCUCUUUGGGCCGUGAAGUGAGGAUAAUUUCUAUAAUCUAAUCUAACUCGCUUUUGUGCGCGAUAUAUCAUUGGUCCCAAGGGAGGAAUGUCUGUCUCGAGUCAAACGUUAAGCAUUUUUUUUUUUUUUUUUCAUAAUUUAUGUAAAUUCGUUCCAAAUUAUUUUUAUUUUUUUGAUCCGAAUGACAUAAUAGAGUGUGUAUAUGUCCUAACGCACGGUGUAUACUAAAAAAUUAAAUAAUCCCGAAUCGCCGGGAUACACUUUUAGUUUGGCAAACAACGCAUAAGUCAUAAUCGUCACGUAGCGAUUUCGCUAUUCAGCGUGUCACGCCAUUACGCCGCCAUUUAGCGAUCCUCGACGUUCGAUUCGCCCGCGCCGAAAACUAUACGGGAUCGACGCUUUUCCCCGGGGCCAAAUGAUAUUCCGGGCAAUAUGUUAUUAAACUGUCGAUGUCCGAUUAACGUUUUAUAAUGCGCGCAGACGUACAAGCACCCGGAAUGGACCGGGCCGUACUUGGGGCCCAAACCGUCGGACGAGGCCAAGCGAAACUUCUCCGAAGAAACCCUGAAGGCCGGACAGACCAUUAUCGGGCUGCAGGCGGGACAGAACAAGGGCGCCACGCAAGCGGGCCAAAACAUUGGCGCCGGCCGGAAGAUCAUCAUCGGCAAAUAACCGCGCAACCGUUUAUACAUACCGCGUGUCGCACUUACAGCGUGCACAAAGCGUGCGGCGCGUACGGGACGGGGGAGAAGCUAUCCCACGCCGUCGUAAUAAAUAUUGUGUCGUAAUAAUAAUUAUAAUAUUAUCGUCCUCAGCGGUAUGAUCACUAUGUUAUUGUAAUCUGUAAUCGCAUUUACGGUAACCGCGUGUGAUUUAAAACCCGUGAGAUUUUAAUCGCGUCUAUAUUGUAACGUUACGGUGUCCGCGACCGUUUACAUUGUUAUUGUGUUUUGUGUUUAAAUCGAUAACCAUUUUUUUUUUUUUUUUUUGUAUUAUUAUUAUUUAUUUAUUUAUCGUAAUAUAUAUUUAAAUACGUUAUAUUGUAUUAUUUACACGGAUUUGAAAACGAAAACCCGACGCCAAGGAACAGAACGCGAUAAAAUGCAUUCGAUUAGUGACGAUAGUCCUCCUUUCGACGCGCG